CCACUUACAAUACAAUUUAACAUCAAUUACAUAAUUAUUAAGCGAUUUUUGUCAUUUUAAACAUAAACCUUAGAAGAAUGUCAAAACCUCCAAGUUGCUGCCCACCAAUUUGUCCUAGACCAUGCCCACCAGUUAUUCAUCCACCUUGUCUACCAAGAUGCCCCCCAGCAUGCCCCAGACCUUGUCCUCCGGUAAUACCACCGCCUUGUCUACCUAGGCGCCCACCAUGUUGCAAUCCAUGUCCAUGCCCACCAUGUUGCAAUCCAUGUUCAUGCCCACCAUCUUGUCCGCCUAGUUGUCCACCUAAGUGACAAACAAGCAAU
Messenger RNA from Psylliodes chrysocephalus, 323 nucleotides. The record is from the annotation of a GenBank genome assembly. NCBI's taxonomy places the organism in Eukaryota, Metazoa, Arthropoda, Insecta, Coleoptera, Chrysomelidae.